AUGGUAAGUGCAAAGAAAAAUAUUAAUUCUAGACCAGUUUCAUCUUCCUCGUCCAUAAAUGUAUCUGAUUCUUCCGUCCUUAUAGAAACAUUGGUGUUAGACGAUAAGCAGCAACAUUUUAAAAAUCACGUUUCUUCUUUAAGACUACGUGCAUCUGAUGCUCCAAGUUCUUCCACAAUUUCUGCUGGGGCAAAAGAACAGAAAGCAGAGGGAAAUAACCACAAAAAUGUAUCUUUGGCACCAUCUUCCGCUAGUUCAAAGUUAGAUGACAAAUUUUUGUAUACGAAAAGAUAUGAGCAAGUUAAGAUUUCUUUUAGCUGGCAUAUUUUAAAAACUAAAUUCAUAUAUUAUGUUUUAUCAUUAGGUUUGGUUUGUAAGAUAAUGUAUUAUGUGCAAAACUUUUUCAUUAACAUUUUAAAAGUGGGUAAAAUUCCCACGCAUGUCUCAUUUAUCAUGGAUGGUAAUAGAAGAUAUGCCAAAAAGCUAAGGCUACCCAUAGCAUCUGGUCAUAAUGCUGGUUCGUUAACUUUGUACGCAAUGGUUUAUAUUUGUAAAAGGAUUGGUGUCAAAGCUCUUUCUGUUUACGCCUUUUCAAUUGAAAAUUUUAAUAGAAGCAAAGAAGAGGUGGAUACAUUAAUGGCAUUGUUGGUGCAACGGUUGGAUGAAUUUGUUAAACAUACCAUUGAUGAAAAAGAUCAACUUUAUGGCUGCUCAAUUAAAAUAAUUGGUGAUAGGUCUUAUUUUACACAAGACAUAAAAAGGAAAAUUGAACGUGUGGAAAAAUCAUCUGCUAAGGAUCACUGUGACUUUACACUCUAUGUCUGUUGUCCAUAUACUUCAAGAAAUGAAAUAUAUCAUUCUUUAAAGAAAAAUGUUGAAAAAGUCAUUGAACAUGAGUUGGAAAUUAAUGAUAUCGGGGAAAGUACAUUAACUAAUAAUAUGUUUUACCAGCAAGGCGACGAUUACUGUGUGAAUAAAUGUGACUUAUUAAUUAGGACUAGUGGUCAUACAAGACUAAGUGACUAUAUGGCCUGGCAAUCACAUGAAAAUAGUACCAUUGUUUUUUCACCAACUUUGUGGCCGGAUUUUACCUUUACAGAAGUGUUUUUUAUUAUGUUCAAAUGGUCAUUUUUUGCCACAUUACAACAAAUUAAAGUCCCAUUUACUUUACACAGUAGUCUCUAUGGUCAUUUUCAAUAUUUGCUAUUUUAUUCUAAAUCACCACUUAAAAGACAAAAUAAUGUCUCGUUGGAAAGUCUACCUGCACCACCAAAAAGCCUAUCCAUUGUGGAAAGAAAUUGA
This is a messenger RNA of Saccharomycodes ludwigii, 1302 nucleotides long. It is a transcript of the gene SRT1, whose product is annotated as ditrans,polycis-polyprenyl diphosphate synthase. Gene Ontology annotation, molecular function: ditrans,polycis-polyprenyl diphosphate synthase [(2E,6E)-farnesyl diphosphate specific] activity. Bases 1 to 1302 code for a protein of 433 amino acids. Gene Ontology annotation, cellular component: dehydrodolichyl diphosphate synthase complex; membrane; lipid droplet. The record is from RefSeq and is a predicted model, not a curated record. The transcript has a single exon. NCBI's taxonomy places the organism in Eukaryota, Fungi, Ascomycota, Saccharomycetes, Saccharomycodales, Saccharomycodaceae.